AGCAAAAGAAAAUUUGUUCCUGCAACCAUCAACGGCGUUACAAUCAAUCUGCAGCUCGACACAGCAAGUGAUAUUACGGUGAUUUCACAACAAACAUGGCAAAAGUUGGGCUCACCGAACAUCCAACCAGUGACGAUUCAGGCCAUCAAUGCAUCUGGUAAGCCACUCCAUUUAUCGGGCGAAUUCCAGUGCACCAUCAACAUCAACGGCCAGACCCAACAAGGCAGGUGUUUCGUCACUACAGCAGUUAACCUAAACUUGCUAGGGAUAGAAUGGAUUGAACUAUUCGAGCUUUGGUCCAUUCCAAUCGAUACGAUUUGUAAUCAACUAACAACAGAAUCGAUCGACCAGCAGAUGCGAGAAAUUCAAGCGAAGCAUGCGGAUGUUUUUAAGGAUACAUUGGGGCAUUGCAAGAAAACUAAGGUUAAGCUUUACCUCAAAUCAAACGCAAAGCCUGUUUUCUGCCAAAAGCGUCUUGUACCUUUUAACACAAUACCUUUGGUUGAUGCCGAACUUACUCGAUUGCAAAACUUGGGCAUAAUUGAAACUGUCGAUUUCUCCGAGUGGGCAGCUCCAAUUGUGGCGGUGAGGAAACCGAAUGGACGUGUUCGAAUAUGUGCCGAUUAUUCAACAGGAUUGAAUGCUGCGUUGGAGGCAAACCAUUAUCCAUUGCCAACACCAGAAGAAAUUUUCUCGCAACUUAACGGCAGCACCAUCUUUAGCAUCAUAGACCUGUCCGAUGCCUAUCUUCAGCUCGAAGUUGACGACGAUUCAAAGCAUUUACUAACCAUCAAUACACAUCGUGGAUUAUUCCGAUUCAACCGUCUCGCACCAGGGGUAAAAUCAGCACCAGGAGCAUUCCAACGCCUCGUAGAUGGAAUGAUAGCUGAUAUUCCUGGGGUGCGAUCAUUCAUUGAUGAUGUUAUUGUUUUCGGCAAGGAUAUGAAAUCACACAAGGAUUCACUCAACACCUUGUUCGCACGUCUUAAGGAGUACGGAUUUCACGUAAAAGCCGAAAAAUGCCAUUUUUGCAAGACUCAACUUGUGUACUUGGGACACGUUGUAGAUAAGCAUGGUAUUCGUCCAGAUUCCGAAAAGAUCAAGACAAUUGCUUCGAUUCCACCACCAAGCAAUGUGUCCGAGCUACGAUCUUAUCUUGGAGCAGUGAAUUUUUACGGAAGAUUCGUUCGUAACCUGCACGAAUUACGUUACCCUAUGGAUCAGCUGCUUAAGAAGGAAUCGAAAUGGAAAUGGACGCCAGAGUGUCAGGAAGCAUUCGUCAAGUUUAAGGAAGCACUUCAGUCACAUUUGCUCCUAACGCACUACGAUCCAAAACUUCCGAUCAUCGUUGCUGCGGACGCAUCAAACACAGGAAUUGGUGCAGUCAUUUUUCAUCAAUUUACUGAUGGAAAAAUGAAAGCAAUUCAACACGCGUCACGAACACUUACACCCGCUGAACAGAACUAUGGACAACCAGAAAAAGAAGCUCUCGCAUUAGUUUACGCAGUAUGCAAGUUUCACAAAUACUUGCUUGGACGUCAUUUCACUUUGCUCACGGAUCACAAACCAUUACUUUCAAUUUUUGGUUCAAAAAAAGGUAUACCACUUCAUACCGCUAACCGUUUGCAAAGAUCUUUUAUCACGAUUGAUUGA
Molecule: messenger RNA, 1653 nt
Organism: Anopheles arabiensis
Lineage: Eukaryota; Metazoa; Arthropoda; Insecta; Diptera; Culicidae
Exons: 2
Coding region: 355-1653 (432 amino acids)
Source: RefSeq, a predicted model, not a curated record